AUGGUCAACGCCAAGUUCCUCUUUGCUGCCGUUGCUGGUCUUGCCUCUGCUGCCCCUGCUGCUGAGAAGCGCACCGACAACGGUGUUCAUGUCGUCCAUAGCUUCGAAGACGCCAGCAAGCUCCCCCUUGUCACCUUGACCACGGCUGACAAGUACAAGGGCCUUCACUACAAGGGCUUCUUCUACGUUGAUGCUGGUGUUGGUGGCCUUCUUCUCACUGGUAUCCGCCCCCACAGCCCCAACACUGUCGUCACCACUGGUGAUCUCCAGACUCUUGUUGCUGGCUCCCCCGAGAUCAACAUUGACGGCACCGACACCAAGUCCUUCGACUUUGAGUCCUUCUGGUUCGGCUGCAGUGCCAACACUGCUGCUGUUGCCGUCACUGGUGUCCCCCAGGGCUGCACUGUCACCGUCACUGGUUAUGACACCGAUGGCCAGGUUGCCGGCGUCCAGUCUUUCGACUACGUCCCUACCGGCCUUAAGGAUGACAUGACUCAGGCUGUCCUCGGCGACGGCUUCUGUGGUCUUAGCCGUGUUGAGUUCAACACCAAGAGCGCCCUCCGCCCUGUCAUUGCCAACCUCAUGGAUGAUCUCAGCUUCACCCUCUACAACUAA
Messenger RNA from [Torrubiella] hemipterigena, 615 nucleotides. NCBI's taxonomy places the organism in Eukaryota, Fungi, Ascomycota, Sordariomycetes, Hypocreales, Clavicipitaceae. The record is from the annotation of a GenBank genome assembly.